UUUUCUGUGUGUCUGUAGACUAUUCUGCCUCACUGAAUUCUGAUCAGUUACCCAUCAAGAGGACAUAUCAUGCAGCAGAUCAGAUCCAUGUUUUCCAGAUGCAUCAAACACGUUUCUUGAUUCCAACAGAUAGUCGUCUGACAGCUACACUGAGUUCUGACAAAGAGGACGUAUUCACAGGAGACAGUGUGACACUGAGCCGUACUGUAGAGUCUUCUGGAUGGAAGUUUUACUGGUACAGACACAGAACAGACUCUACACCUGUUGUGUUAAUAAAGAUGGCUUAUUUCCCAAAGCCUGCGUUUUGGUCUGAGGAUCCUUCUCUCCUCACCUCAUCCGAGGAUGAGGAGAGCGUCACCCGUUACAACACCAGUAACCACAACCUCGGAUACUCCUACACACUCAGCUGGGUCAGUGUCUCUGAUGGAGGACAGUACUGGUGCAGAGCUGGGAGAGGAGACCCAGUCUACUACACCCUGUACAGUGACCCAGUCCAGUUAAACAUUACUGUUUAUUCAGUUAGUUGUCUGUGUUGUGUCUGUGCAGAGAGACCUGUAGCUGUUCUGACCCUCCAACCCAACUGGACCCAGAUAUUCAUUAGAGAGACUGUUACUAUGAGAUGUGACAUACAGGGAGGAGGAGACUCUGACUGGAACUACAGAUGGUAUAAGAAUAGGCAGUUAUUGCUCACCUUAAACACAAAGCCUGAGUACAGAAUCAGUCCUGUCUACUGGUCUAACAGUGGUUCAUAUACCUGUGUGGGUGUAAAGGGCAACAAGAUCUCCAAGACCAGUGAUGUUGUACAACUGACUGUGUCUGAUCAACCUCAACCUGUCCUGAGUAUCUCUCCUCAGUGGCUGAACCCUGGAGACUCAGUGACUCUGAGCUGUGAAGUUGACAAGAUGUCUACAGGCUGGAGGUUCUCCUGGUACAGGACUGUUCCCUACAGAGCUGGGUUACCCUCCCUAUCAGACAAGUCUUACUCUCUACAGCCCCUAUCUGACAAUGGGACUAGUGAAGACUCCUACACUCUGAUCCCUGCUGGUCCUACUCCCACAGGAGGAUAUGUGUGUAGAGCUGGGAGAGGAGACCCAGUCUAUGACACACUCUACAGUGAACCUCAGUUUCUCUGGUCAGGAGCUCUGCCUGUGGCCUCAGUGAGUGUCUCUCCUCAGGGUGUCCUCUACUCUGGAGAGACAGUCAGUCUGCAGUGUGUCAUACCAGACUACACAGACUGGAUGUACCUCUGUUUCAGAGACAACCAUCAUCUUCCCAGUCAGACCAGUAAAGCCAUCGAUAAUACAAUCCCCAUCACUUUGACUGGUCAGGCUGGUCAGUACAGAUGUGAGGGGAAGAGGAUGAGGAGAGAUAGGACCCAGAGGUCACAACCCAGUGAUGACAUUACCAUCAGUGUCACUGCUCUGCCCAAAGCUACACUGACUGUAGAGCCAAACCCUGUGUUCCCUGGAGAGACAGUUACUCUGAUGUGUUCAGUAGGGUCUGACAGUAUCUGGAACUAUCAGUGGUACAAAGACAGGAAUGAUAAUGUAGUAUCCCAGUCUGGUUACAGUAACAUUGGAGUCUCUCACACCAUCAGUAGAGCUGAUGUGUCUGACCAGGGUCAGUACUGGUGUGAAGGGAACAGAGUGUCUAGACCCACAUCUUCACAACCAAGUGGUCCUGUCACUCACUGUAAAAGGUGAGUUACUAGGUGUUUUUUUGUAAA
Messenger RNA from Salvelinus fontinalis (brook trout), 1726 nucleotides. Its product is annotated as leukocyte immunoglobulin-like receptor subfamily B member 2. Lineage: Eukaryota; Metazoa; Chordata; Actinopteri; Salmoniformes; Salmonidae. The record is from RefSeq and is a predicted model, not a curated record. Gene Ontology annotation, biological process: cell surface receptor signaling pathway. Gene Ontology annotation, molecular function: transmembrane signaling receptor activity.